Poecilia reticulata (guppy) is the source of this 4465-nucleotide messenger RNA. Its product is annotated as indian hedgehog B protein-like. Gene Ontology annotation, molecular function: patched binding; calcium ion binding. The record is from RefSeq and is a predicted model, not a curated record. Gene Ontology annotation, biological process: cell-cell signaling; multicellular organism development; cell fate specification. NCBI's taxonomy places the organism in Eukaryota, Metazoa, Chordata, Actinopteri, Cyprinodontiformes, Poeciliidae.
GCAGGACUGGCAGGGUGCGGUCUGAAGUGGCAACAGAUCACUGUGGAUCACCCAAUUCCCUUCAAUUCAACUGGAAAGCUGCAGCUUGUCGCAUAUGGAGAAGUCCAGAGCAAGGCAUCGAGCAAAAAGAGCGCACAAGGGGCCGAUGUUCUUCCAGAUACCCUGGUGCACCAGAAAGAGGAGGGCUGAGAAACCACAACACUGCAACUUGGAUGACAGCAGCCGCACUCUCUCUCUUUAACUCUCACACCCACCAAAUCGACUUUGAACCUGUUUGUUUAAAUACACGGACUUUACAGCCUGCACACUUACUGCUGAUUCCGUCAGGCGGCUCAGCGCGGAGUUCCUCUAGUCUGUAGACGUACAAAAAAAAAAAGAAAACUUUUUUGGUAUUCCAAUGGUGCCUCAUGGAGACCAGGGGAUGACCUUAUUUCAUCCAAUAUUUUCAGACGCUGUGCUUUAUUCUUCCCGGACAAAUGGAAACUAAACCGGAGUGGCACUGAAGACAUCUCUCUCUCUCUCCCCCCGGGAGAGUCCUCCCUCCUUCCCCCGGGGCGAUGCGGAUCUCCUUCCUCCUUCUCGCAGCCUCUCUGUGCGCCUCUGUCCUCCUCCUCGCACCUGCUUCGGAGGGCUGCGGGCCGGGGAGGGGAUACGGCAAGAGGCGGCUCCCCAAGAAGCUCAUCCCGCUCGCCUACAAGCAGUUCAGCCCAAACGUGGCCGAAAAGACCCUGGGAGCGAGCGGGCGACCCGAGGGGAAAAUUACGCGCAACUCCGAGCGCUUCAAGGAGCUCACGCCGAACUACAAUACAGACAUAAUCUUUAAAGAUGAGGAGGACACGGGCGCAGACAGGCUUAUGACUCAGCGUUGCAAAGACAAGCUGAACUCUUUGGCCAUCUCUGUGAUGAACAUGUGGCCAGGUGUGAAGCUGAGAGUAACAGAGGGCUGGGAUGAGGAUGGUCAUCACUCAAUCGACUCGCUGCACUAUGAGGGGCGUGCUGUCGACAUCACCACCUCAGACAAGGACAAAAAUAAGUAUGCCAUGUUGGCCCGCCUGGCUGUAGAGGCUGGAUUUGACUGGGUCUACUAUGAGUCUAAAGCCCACGUUCACUGUAGCGUGAAGUCAGAGCACUCAGUGGCAGCCAAAACCGGAGGAUGUUUCCCUGGUGACGCUCAGGUCACCAUUGAAGGUGGGCGCAUCAAACAGAUGCGUGACCUCCUCCCUGGCGACCGUGUCCUUGCGUCCUCCUCAACAGAUGUCCACGCUCCGCUCCUCUACAGCCCUGUUGUGUCUUUUCUGGACCGCCAGCCCAAUGCCACCAGGACCUUCUAUGUUAUCGGGACGGAUGGGGGACGUAACAUCACCCUCACGGCCGCUCACCUGAUCUUUGUCACAGAAUGUCCCAGCAGACUGACUGGGUCGGGGCAGGAAGAAACAUCUCAGGACACAAAGCUUUUUGGUUCCAUUUGGCAGAGGAGGGGACAUGAGGCAGGUAUGAGGACAGUUUUUGCCAGCGAAGUCCAGCCUGGACAGUGUGUCUUUACAUCUUCUGGCAGAUCAAAGUCACAUCCAAGACUCUCAGUUGUGACGUUUGUUGAGGAGCAGACAAGCACUGGGCUAUAUGCCCCGCUCACCCAGCAUGGGUCAGUAGUGGUGAACAGCGUGUUAGCAUCUUGCUACGCCGCCGUGGACAGUCACUAUUUGUCCCACUGGGUCUUGGCUCCUUUGAGACUUAUUUACAGAAUAACAGGACACUCUGAAGUGCAGAACGAUGGGCUGCACUGGUACCCCUGGAUUCUGCAAAGGCUGGGGAAAGUGCUGCUGGGCACUGAACACUUCCACCCUUGGGCCUUUGACCAGUGACAUAAACUUAAGGAGGACAAUAAAUAUCAGACCGAUGGCAUAUUUUAUUCGCUUGCAUGCAGGGGUACAAUAAGGAAAAGCACAACUGUUUUUAGAAGAAGACUGAUCAAAAGUGUAAAUAUAUUUUGUACGUACUCCAAGUGCCUGUAUUUGCUGUACUUCUAUAAAUCUCUUAUGUAUGUCUUUGUGUAAGACAUUAAGGAGGGAAUAAUUUCAAUUGCAUUAACAACUGGAGCUCUUAUUUAGCUAAAACAAGUAUUGUCUCUAAAUUGUUCAAUUCCUUCUGAAAACCCUCACUGUUUGUGUAUAAACAUGAUCCCCAUUUUGGGACACUGAAAGAAGAAGGUCGACGCAAAAAACAUUUGAAGAAUAUUAAGGGGGAGAGUGAGAAAAGAGAAAAGUUUAUAAAGCUGACAAGCUUUUGUAUGUAAAUAGAUAUUUAUACACUUACAACUAUGUAGGAAUAAUGUAAAGGUUUACUUCCAGAAUUAUCUCCUUCAUCGCUCUUUGUAAAAUCUAAGCCUUGUUAUUUCAGGAUUUUUUUUUUAAGUCCACUCAGUGUGAUGUAGAGCAGUAAUACACAAACUGCUAAACAUCUAUAGAAGGCUUAAAUAAAGCCACUAAAUAGCAGGGAAUAAAAGUGCGUAUAAAGCCACGACUUUUUCUCUACAGAUAGUCGUACGGUGAACUUGCUCACCUUAGUUGUUUUCAAGUCUUCCAUCAGCUUUAAAACUACUUGAUCCUUCUCUUAUUCACAUGUUUAUCCACGAUGUUUAUGUUUUUUUUUUUUUAUCAGGCGUAUUUCAUGAAGAGAUAAUUGUUUGAUUAUUGUCUUAGUGUGUCACUUUUCAGGUCAGUAAUAUGACUCAGGCUUUUUUCAACUACUGUAUUAUCAUCUAUGCAUCUCGUUAAAUAUCAGUAAUUAUCACAAUUAGUACAUAGAAAAGAGUUUCUAAUUUAACAAUGCUAAUAUCGGAUUAUGUUUGUACUUCAUCUCUUUUGAAACACCCACAUUGGAGCAGUACUUUUUUUUUUUUAAUCAAUGACAAUAUUAAUUUUAUGGAAGGCUGUAUAGAAAUGUAGAAAUAUCUAAUAUAUAUUUCAGAUUGCCUGAACUGUUUCUGGUGUUGACUUUAAAACGCUUAAUGAAAAGACACAAUGCAAUUAUCUUGUAACUCCAAGGCAUUUUUCGCAGGAAUAUUGUCAAAUAUGUAUAUUAAAGCUAUUGGAUAAACUAUUUAAAGAUCUAUUUUUUAGAAAAAUGUUGUUUGUAUUAUUAUUUUUGGCAACUUUGUAUAUAAAUUUUGUAUUUGACACAUAAAAGUUUUAAAGAACGAAUUGUGUCCUGUCUUGUUUAUUUAUUUUCUCCUUUUUGGAAUGUAAUAAAUUCACAAUCAUGUCUGAUUACUGGGAAAAUAUUUUUUUUUUGUUUGUUUUGUUUUUUGCCUUUUGCCUUUUACAUUUUACGGUCCAAGUGAGAAAAGCGUACACAUUAUACUUGCUCAAACGACAUCCAACGACUGACUAUCUGUUGGUAAAAGGACUUAUUGUUACCAGCACAAUGGAGACAAUGCAUGAAUGACUGUGGUUAAAAGGUGGUCUGCUUGUUGGUUUCAGUACCAAGGACAGCAGCACCAUGUGAAGUUCCACUUUGCUGCUGUGGAUGAUAGGGGCUUGUUUUGUUUUUCUUCUAGGAUGAAGAGUUACUAUUUGAAAACAGCACACUCUGCUGGAACUCCACAUAUUUGCUAUAAAAUGCAGCUACUUGGAAAAUAAUUUAAACCACUUGGACUGUUUCCUUUUUGAUGUACUACCAAAUUUAAUAAAGGAUAACUGUUAUUCUUUCUUGUUGCAAUUUGAAAAUUGAAAAUCUUAAAAGUGUCACAUGCAUCUUUUUACCCUAAUGCCCCUAAGUGAAGUUUUGUGCAUUCAUUUGAUUUCAGAGUUCACCUUAGCUUUACGAUGGGCUUCAUGAAGGCUAAAUCACACUGCAGACAGGUCACAAAUAAAGUUGUUGAGAAGUUUACAGAAGGGUGUACUUUUGCAAGACACAGUAGACCAGUUUGCUUAAAAGAUGACCUAUCAAUAAAUGUGACUAUGAGAUAAAUCAUAUGUUUGUUUUCCUCCUAAACAUGAUUACACUUACUGCAAAGGAAGAUAAAAACAGUAAAGCAGAUUCUAAGUAAUCUUUAUUAUUACUGGUCAUUUAGGUACAGGGAAAAAAAAUAAAAAUAUUUUUGUCAUAUCCCAGACACCACCAUUAGAGACUGAUCCAUAAAGCUGGAGACAGAACCAGACCCAGGUAAAACAUUCCAAUUCAUACACAAAAUUUGAGAACAAAGCAUGACUGUGUGAUUUACCCAAAUAUGAAGGUGGUUAUUCUCACAUUUGAGAAUUUUUUAUUUUUUUCAAAUACACAUUGAAAAAAAAAUUCACAUCCACAGUGGCUAAAUACUGAAAAGCAUUUAAAAAAAUCUGUGCACCUGAGUCUGGUUGUAUUAACUUUAUCUCUAUGAGUCCUGCCUCCCUUAUAAUUAACUCUGCUUUGGACCACGAUACCUAGAAACAUUUUGAGGCACGGCAGAUGGGGAAAAAAAAAAAAA